CACCUACUACUUCCUUCAGCUUGUUUGGGAGCCCAUGGGAAAUAUGCACACAAGCUGCUGAACGAUUUAUUUGCCAAGUACUCCAGGGCUCUCCGGCCCGUGCAGGACACAGACGACGUCAUCAAUGUUACUCUGCAGAUCACCGUGUCCCAAAUCAUUGAUAUGGACCAGCGGAAUCAGAUCCUCACAACGUACCUGUGGAUACGGCAGGUGUGGAUCGAUGCCUUCCUCACCUGGAAGAAGGAAGACUAUGACGGGCUGGAUGCUAUUUGCAUACCUAGCAGUUAUGUAUGGAGGCCCGAUAUCGUCCUAUAUAACAAUGCCGAUGACCGUUUCACUGGCUCCAUGGAGACCAAUGUGGUCAUCCGGUAUGAUGGGCAGGAUUGGGGCUCGCCAGCUAUCACUAAGAGCUCUUGCAAGGUGGACAUCUAUUUCCCCUUUGACUCCCAGAAGUGUCCACUCACCUAUGGCUCCUGGACCCACAAUGGCAACCAGAUGGACCUGCACAAAUUGUUGGACAGCGCUGACCUGUCUGACUUUGUGGAGAACGUCAAGUGGGUGGUGUUCAGGAUGCCCGCUAAGAAGAACCUGAUCCUUUAUGGCUGUUGUUCAGAUCCCUACCCUGACAUCACCUACACGAUGCACCUCAAGCGGCGUGCCUCCUUCUACAUUUACAAUCUGCUCCUUCCUUGCAUGAUGAUCUCCUUCUUGGUACCUCUGGGCUUCUAUCUGCCUGCUGACUUCGGUGAGAAGGUCUCCCUGGGAGUGACCGUGCUGCUGUCCCUCACCGUCUUCCAGCUGCUGGUAGCUGAGAUCAUGCCUCCCUCUGAGAGCAUUCCACUUAUCGGAAAGUAUUACAUCACAACGAUGACUAUGAUCACUGCAUCAACUGCCCUGAGCAUCUUCAUAAUGAACAUCCAUCACUGUGGCCUGGAGGCUAAGCCGGUUCCACCGUGGACCCGGAAGUUCAUCUUGGAAUACCUGGCCCGAAUCUGCUUUGUGUAUGACAUCGGUGAGAACUGCAUGACGGCCCAGUCUGACAUGGCAGAACCACCAUCACCAGCUGCAAAAGGAACUAGCUAGGUUAAUGUUCAGGGACAGGGGAUGUUUUCUGGGGGAAAGAGCAGCCCUGAAGAGAUCAGAGAUGGUGAUCCUAUGAAGAGGCCUAUAGGGGCGGAGCAGGGUGAACCAGUGGGCGUGGCCAGAGGAGGAUGUGAGGGUGGAUCAAAGGGGAACCAGGUGGUUUGCAAUACUCAUUGUUUGUGCCAUCAGCAACUGCUCCAAAACAUUGAAUACAUUGCCACCUUCUGUAGAGACCAAAGGGCCAACCAGAAAAGAACUGGCGAGUGGAGAAAGGUCGCCAAAGUCAUGGACUGCUUUUUCAUGUGGAUCUUCUUCAUCAUGGUCUUCCUCAUGAGUGUACUUGUCAUAUGCAAGGCCAUCUGACACCAGCUAGGUCGAAAGAUCGUCGGCGCUUUUAAAACACCUAAUACAGCAGAAUCGCCAUUGUUCCUGUCUGGUUUAACCCAAUGGAAACCUCUGAAGGAAUUACUAUUUGAAAUAUUGAACGUUUAUUUUGUUUGCCUGCCAACCGAAGCUGCACCAAUACCUGCCUGCCAUCACCUUCCUGCCCCCCCCCCCACUUUGAGACUCAAAUGUUAAAAUUGGG
Paramormyrops kingsleyae is the source of this 1669-nucleotide messenger RNA. Its product is annotated as neuronal acetylcholine receptor subunit alpha-10. The record is from RefSeq and is a predicted model, not a curated record. Gene Ontology annotation, biological process: monoatomic ion transmembrane transport. NCBI's taxonomy places the organism in Eukaryota, Metazoa, Chordata, Actinopteri, Osteoglossiformes, Mormyridae. Gene Ontology annotation, cellular component: postsynaptic membrane. Gene Ontology annotation, molecular function: acetylcholine-gated monoatomic cation-selective channel activity; transmembrane signaling receptor activity.